AUGGUCUACACACACCCCUUGUUGAUCCUCUCGGACGGUCGUUACAAUCUCUUUUUCGCUCUCUGCCCGUGCGCGCGCACGCAGAUCGACAUCGGCGCGGCCCCCGGCGGAUGGACCUCCUUCCUGGCCUCCAAGUGCCGUAGGGUACUCUCUGUCGACCCUGCCGAGCUGGACCCUGCGGUCCUUGCCCUGCCUAACGUGGUGCACGUUCAGCAGCUGAUCGAGGCCGCGGAGGGGACUCUCCAUGAACUCCUCGCCGAGGACGCGCCGACACACGAGCGGGAAUGCGGUUGCGGCGAGGGAGAGGAGCGCGACGAUGGCGGUGGUCGUACCCACGACGGACGGAAUAGCGGCGGUGGUAGCUCCACGCCAGAACAAUCGUCCCUCGCGUCUCGCUUGACGCCGGGAGGGCCUGUAGCUUCCGCGGGAUCAGCGGAUACGGCGGACGAGGCGUCAUCAAUGGGGGCGAACGGCCGGCCGGCAGCACCGGGGAAGCGCGGGGGAGCGGAGCUAGUCGUGUCCGACAUGAACGCCGAGCCGGCGGUGGUCGCGGACGUCCUCCUCUCGGCGAUGUCGGCCGGGCUGGCGAGGCCCGGCGCGCUGCUCGUUGCUACGUUCAAGGACUUCUGCGGGCGGCGCAAGAGGAUGAAGGACGAGGUGGCCGUGGCCGUAGAGCGAUUGCGAGUCGGUACUGCCAUUGUCGACGGCGGCGCUUCGGGUGUCGGAGAGGGGGACGGGGCCCCCGCACCUGCGCCUUGUGGUGGAGGUCCCCCCAAUGCGGAGACCUCUGGCAACGAUGCCGACGAAGGUUUGGAACCAGGUAACGGUCUCUCGCACGCUGGCACACCGCCGGAAGGGAGAGUGGCAGGGGUUGCCUGCGAGAAAGAGGGGGCUGGGGAGGAAGGUUGGUGGAGAUUAGAAGAGAUCGAGACGAUGAAGCUGUUGGCCGGCGGGCGGGCAGAGGUUACAAUCGUCGCGCGGGUGGCCCACGGAACGGAGGUAGCAAACGGAGGCGAUGGCGGCCAUUAG
Molecule: messenger RNA, 1029 nt
Organism: Ectocarpus sp. CCAP 1310/34
Lineage: Eukaryota; Phaeophyceae; Ectocarpales; Ectocarpaceae
Source: the annotation of a GenBank genome assembly